CUUCUCCUUUUUUUUAACUUCUUCCUAGCGUUGCUUUAAAUUAUGGCUUUCACAUUAUCUUUGGCUGCAAAGGCUCCAUUUGUGGCCUAUGCUGCUUUAAUUGCUGUUGCAUUUGUCAACAACAGCUCUGAAGAUAUCUCGAUUGUGGUUGAACUUGUCGAUGACAAGGUCGUCAAGGGUGCUUCUGUUCACCUUGCUACUCCUGAAGGUACUGAACUUACUACUCAACUUGAUAUUUUGAACUACUUGGCCUCCAAGUUCCCAGCAGUUUUUGCUCAAACUGGAGACAAGGCUGAAGAAUUAUCCAAGUUUGCCUUGGACAAGUUGUCCAUCAAGAACUUCAAGGAAUUAUCUACUGACUUGGAAAUCUUGGACGCUCACUUGAACUUCAGAUCUUUUGCUAUUGGUCAUCGUUUGUCAGUUGCUGACGUUGCCAUCUGGGGUGUGUUGAGAGCUAAUGCUUUGAUGGGUUCUGUCAUCAAGAACAAUGUCUACCAAAACGUUUCUAGAUGGUACAACUUUGUUGGUGCUGAUGUUAGAUUUGAACACGAAAUUGAACACUUCUCCAAAAACUUGGCCGAAUUGAGAAAGUCUGCUAAGGCUGCCCUGAAUGGAGGUAAGAAGGAAUCCCACAAGGCUAACUUUGAAAUUGAUUUGCCAGGUGCUGAAAUGGGUAAGGUUGUUACUCGUUUCCCACCUGAACCAUCUGGAUACUUGCACAUUGGACAUGCUAAGGCUGCUGUCUUGAACGAGUAUUUUGCUCAUCAAUUCAAGGGUAAGUUGAUCAUUCGUUUCGAUGACACUAACCCAAGUAAGGAAAAGGAAGAAUUCCAAGAUUCUAUUAUUGAAGAUUUGGCUCUCUUAGGUAUUAAGGGUGACAAGAUUACCUACUCCUCUGAUUACUUCCAAACCAUGUACGACUUAGCCGUUCAAUUGAUUAAGGACGGAAAGGCUUACUGUGAUGACACUCCAUUGGAAAAGAUGAGAGAAGAAAGAAUGGUUGGUGAUAAGUCUGCUAGAAGAGACAGAACCGUCGAAGAAAACUUGAAGGUUUUCACUGAAGACAUGAAGAACGGUACUGAAGAAGGUUUAAAGAAUUGUCUUAGAGCUAAGAUUGAUUACACUGCCUUAAAUAAGACUUUGAGAGAUCCAGUUAUUUUCAGAACAAAUUUAACUCCUCACCACAGAACUGGUACUACUUGGAAGAUGUACCCAACUUACGAUUUCUGUGUCCCUAUUGUUGACUCUAUUGAAGGUGUUACCCAUGCCUUGAGAACCAUUGAGUACAGAGACCGUAAUGCUCAAUACGACUGGAUGUUAGAAGCUUUGAACUUAAGAAAGGUUCACAUUUGGGAUUUUGCCAGAGUCAACUUUGUUAGAACUUUGCUCUCCAAGAGAAAGUUACAAUGGUUUGUUGACAAGAACUACGUUGGUAACUGGGAUGAUCCAAGAUUCCCAACUGUGAGAGGUGUCAGAAGAAGAGGUAUGACCGUUGAGGGAUUGCGUAACUUUAUCAUUGCUCAAGGUCCUUCAAAGAACAUCAUUAACUUGGAUUGGUCUGUUAUUUGGGCUAUGAACAAGAAGGUCAUUGACCCAAUUGCUCCUAGACAUACUGCUAUUGAAGCUCAAGAUGCUGUUCCGGUUACUUUAGUUGAUGGUCCAGAAACUUCUACUGAAGAAAAACCAAAGCACAAGAAGAACCCUGAUGUCGGUUUGAAGAAGGUUAUCUACAGCAAGAAUGUUUUGCUUGAUCAAGCAGAUGCUAAGGACUUGGUCGAUGGUGAAGAAGUGACUUUCAUGGAUUGGGGUAAUGUAAUUGUCACCAAGGUUACCAAGGAAGGUGAUAUUGUCAAGGCUGUCGAAGCUAAGUUACACUUGGAAGGUGACUUCCGUAAGACCUCCAAGAAACUUACUUGGUUGGCUGACACUAGCGACAAGGUUCCUGUCGAAUUGGUUGACUUCGACCAUUUGAUCACUAAGGACAAAUUGGACGAUGGUGACAACUUUGAAGACUUCCUUACUAAGGAUACUGAGUUCCAUACCAAGGCUUUUGCUGAUCUUAAUGUUAAGUCUAUGAAGGAAGGUGAUGUUAUCCAGUUUGAAAGAAAGGGUUACUACCGUCUCGAUAAGCCAUAUGAAGAAGGUAAGGAAGCUAUUUUCUUCACAAUUCCAGAUGGUAAGACUGUUACUAAGUACGGUGCUAAGAAAUAGUUAGUAUAAUCCAAAUAAAUGUC
Messenger RNA from [Candida] anglica, 2234 nucleotides. NCBI's taxonomy places the organism in Eukaryota, Fungi, Ascomycota, Pichiomycetes, Serinales, Debaryomycetaceae. The record is from the annotation of a GenBank genome assembly.